UUGCCUUGUAGUUGUGGAUAAAGAAGAACACGGCGGAGAAGCAGGAAAAGGGAAAUGGCCACCAGCGCCGUAGCAUCUCCCUUUCCCUCCCUUCGCUCGCGCUAUUCCCAUCUUUCUCGCCUCCUAUCGAAGCCUCCAUCAACAAUCAAUGGCUGGGAGGAUCAGGAAGUCCAUGCCAAUCCCCGUUAAAGCCAAACAAACUGCUCAAAAGAACGCCCUUCAGUAUCGAAAGCUCGGCGAUUCCGACCUCCAAAUCAGCGAAAUCACCCUCGGAACAAUGACGUUUGGUGAGCAGAACACGGAGAAGGAGGCACAUGAUAUGCUCAACUACUCCUUUGAGCAAGGCAUCAACACUAUUGAUACUGCUGAGGCAUAUCCAAUCCCUAUGAAGAAAGAGACACAAGGAAGGACUGAUCUUUAUAUAGGCAGCUGGAUCAAGUCUAGACCCCGUGAAAAGGUGAUUUUGGCAACAAAAGUUUGUGGUUAUUCGGAGCGGUCAAGUUACAUUCGUGACAAUGCAAAGGUUUUGCGGGUUGAUGCUGCUAACAUAAAAGAGAGUGUAGAGAAGAGCCUUAAGCGCCUCAAUACAGAUUACAUUGACUUGCUGCAAAUACACUGGCCAGAUCGUUAUGUACCAGUGUUUGGUGAAUUUAGCUAUGAUCCAUCAAAGUGGAGACCAAGUAUACCGAUUUCGGAACAACUUAAGGCUUUUCAGGAUCUCAUUGACGAGGGAAAGAUUCGAUAUAUUGGAGUUUCAAAUGAAACUUCUUAUGGAGUAAUGGAGUUUGUACAUGCUGCAAAGGUCGAAGGUCUUCCAAAGAUUGUCAGUAUACAAAAUAGCUACAGUUUGCUCAUUAGGUGCAGAUUUGAAAUUGAUCUUGUUGAAGUAUGCCACCCCAACAACUGCAACAUUGGGUUGCUUGCAUAUUCCCCAUUGGGUGGUGGAAGUCUCAGUGGAAAGUAUCUAGACAUCAACUCUGAAGCCGCAAAAAAGGGAAGGCUCAACCUCUUCCCUGGUUACAUGGAAAGAUACAACAAAUCUAUAGCAAAGGAAGUUACGAAGCUAUAUAUAGAGCUGGCUAAAAAACAUGGAUUGACCCCUGUCCAACUUGCUCUGGGAUUCACACGAGACCGUUCGUUUGUAACUAGUUCCAUCAUUGGAGCAACCUCCGUGGAUCAGCUAAAGGAGGACAUUGACACCUUCACUGCAACCACAAGGCCAUUGCCACCUGAAGUAGCAACUGGCAUCGAAGAUAUCUUCAAGAGACACAAGGAUCCAGCCAUUAUUUGAUUCUAUCAAGCCAAUUUCUUUGUGACUUGUUUUUGUUUCAAUGAACCACCAAUUUGAAUUGUGUUUUGCCGGCCCCUUCAUUGUUACUAAGCUGAGCAAUUAUAUAUGAACUUAGACUAUAUAAUAUAUACUUUCAGCCGUUGUUCAAACUCA
Molecule: messenger RNA, 1444 nt
Organism: Dioscorea cayenensis subsp. rotundata (Guinea yam)
Lineage: Eukaryota; Viridiplantae; Streptophyta; Magnoliopsida; Dioscoreales; Dioscoreaceae
Product: protein tas-like
Molecular function (GO): oxidoreductase activity
Source: RefSeq, a predicted model, not a curated record